UAAAACGCUGAUAAAAGCCGACCGACAGCGAACUUUGGCGUCGCAGUUACAUCCUCGUGUUUAUUUAUACCGUCUUCAUCACAGUGAUUAUUAUUAUUAUCAUUAUUGACGUGCCAGAUCGAUUUCAUCUCCGUGAACCGCGACGCACCGUGCAGUUGAGCACACAUGAAAAUAUAUCGGUCAAACGUCCCGUUUAAUCGUCGCAACGUGUGGUGCGCCCAUAUACUAAAAUAAUAUUACACUGUAAUAAUAUAUAAUAUUAUCGUUGUCGUAUAACAUUAUAGGCGCCGUGACACGAAAUGGUCACUGAAAACGAAAACAAUGACGGCACCUUUGAAGAAACCGAAGUUGAAGACCCAUACUGUCUGGAAUCAAGCCCUCUUAAAUUAACAUUUGAGGAUAUAACGUCUGCCGCUUACAAGAUAAAAGAUGGUGUUAUCAAAACAGCGUGCACGAGAUCGCAUUUGUCCAGUGUUGUCAAUAUGGAACUUUAUUUGAAAAAGGACUUUGUGCAGUACACCGGAAGUUUUAAGGAACGUGGUGCAUGCUAUGCGUUGAUGAUGCUGUCCGACGAGAACAAGCGAAAGGGCGUGAUAUCUGCUUCUUUGGGUAACCAUGCGCAGGCUUUAUGUUACCACGGUAAGCGACUCGGUGUACCAGUGACGGUAGUUAUGCCUACAGUUGCACCGAUAAUCAAAAUUGAAGCUUGCCGGAAUUUCGGGGCAACUGUCAUCAUUCAGGGCAUCAACAUGAAAGAGUCCAAGCAUAUAGCGCUCAAGCUUUCGAAGGAGAAAGGGAUCAUGUACAUAAAUGGGUACGAUCACCCUCACAUAAUGGCCGGUCAAGGUACAGUGGGACUUGAAAUAUUAGAAGACGUUCCGGACGCCGAUGCGAUCGUCGUUCCAGUCGGUGGUGGUGGUCUGAUAGCUGGAGUGUCGCUAGCCGUCAAAACAUUGAAAAAAAACUGUAAAAUUAUUGGUGUCGAAUCUGACCGCGUGCCGAGUUUCUCGAAAGCCAUGGAAAAUGGUAGUCCAAUUACCGUCGAAGGCAGGAGCACUUUGGCUGAUGGCUUGGCAGUUCCCAGAGUUGGGUGUAACGCGUAUGCUACUGCCGUGGGUUUGAUUGAUAAAAUGAUUGUGGUAACAGAAGAAUGGAUAUCGAUGGCAAUCCUGCGACUCGUCGAAUCAGAGAAGUGUGUUGUAGAAGGCGCGGGAGCCAUUGGAUUAGCUGCCGCAUUGUCGGGUACUUUGGACGAGUUCAUAGGAAAAAAAGUUGUUCUAUUGCUGUGCGGUGGCAAUAUCGACACAUCCAUUUUGGGAAGGUGUUUGGACAGAGGACUGGCCAUCGACGGUAGACUAGUCAAAUUCCAUGCUACGUUGAGCGACAGACCCGGUGGCAUUGCGGAACUGUGCAGAGUAUUGGCAACGAUUGGUGUUUGCGUGAAGGAUAUCAUACACGAAAGAGCUUGGUUAUCGGACGACGUUUUCAGCGUUAGGGUCAAAGUCGUAUGCGAAACGAGAGACUUGAAACACGCUCGUCUGCUCCAAGAGGUUGUAACGAAGAACUACAGCUCUUCCGUGUUCGGUGAUAUACCAUUACCCAAAGUUCUUUGAACUAAGAUUGUUUAACGCCUACUCCGAAACCAACACAGAGUCAAGCCGAUCUUUCAACAUAAAUUGUCGAUAUUUCGAAGUCUGGAAAUUCGAUUUUAAAUGUAUACUUUCAGAUUACCUUUAUCAUACGAAAUCGAAUUUCUAAAAUAUGUUAUAUAAUAAAUCUAUUUAAUACAUA
Molecule: messenger RNA, 1791 nt
Organism: Melanaphis sacchari
Lineage: Eukaryota; Metazoa; Arthropoda; Insecta; Hemiptera; Aphididae
Product: L-threonine dehydratase catabolic TdcB
Exons: 10
Coding region: 300-1613 (437 amino acids)
Biological process (GO): L-threonine catabolic process; L-serine catabolic process
Molecular function (GO): threonine deaminase activity; L-serine ammonia-lyase activity
Source: RefSeq, a predicted model, not a curated record